AUAAAGUACCAGUUCUUUAUAUCAUCUCAAGAACCUACACAUAGUCAUAUUAUAAGGUAUUGUGCAUUUAUUCAUUGUCUUAUCUUUUUCAGAAAUAGACUGAAAAAUGUUUAAGAAGAAAGGAAAGAAGAUAGAAAUCUCUACACCAUCCAACUUUGAGCAUCGUGUGCACACUGGCUUUGACAGGGAUCAAGGGAAGUAUGUAGGCCUCCCCCCACAAUGGACUGGCAUUAUCAUACCAGAGGAAAAUGAUCGACGUAAACCCAUCAUAGAUCCAUCCACCAUUACACAGACAGAGAUCCUCCCUCUAAAGACAAUUAUCAGAGGUCAUUCCACACAACAAUUAAAUGGCUUUGCUCCAUCAGACAGUAAAAUUUCUGUGGCGAGGUCCAACUCUUUACGGCAGAGCAGCCCACCACCACAGAGACAGAGGUACGUUCCUGACAACAUGUAUCCACCUGUACCUGAGAAUGAUAUGCCUCCUCAGCGAGGAAUGCAGAAUCCUUAUGGACAGCGCCCAGGAUAUGGUCAGUCACAGUACAGACAGGAUGGGGGCACCCUGAACCGACAAGACCCACAAUAUGAUCGGCGUCACCCACAGGACAAGGAGCCCCGUAGAGAGUACAGAGAUCCCUGGGAUAGGGAUCCUAGGGAUGGGAAUCCCCGUGACCCAAGGGACAUGCAUGACCAAAGAAACAUGCGUGACCCUAGAGACAUUCCCCCAGAGUAUCGUGGAGGUCCUCCUCCCGGUAACAACUACAGACCAGACGGCACAAUGGAGCGAGAUAGGAGAUCUGAGGACAGUUAUGAUAGACGGCAAAAUGACUCUUUUGAAAGGAAACAUAACGAAUCUUUUGAUAGUAGGCGAAACAACGAAUCAUUUGAACGCCGACAUAAUGACUCAUUUGCUUCCGAUGGUUAUCGUGACAGACCACCUCAAAACAUGCCACACCCCAAUGCCAAAUACAAUCAAAUGCCAGCAAAUGGUGGCCACAGCCCCUCGGCCUAUCCGCAGGAUGACCACAGGCACAAUCAGUUGUCUAAUGGAAACUCUAUGCACCCUCAGGGUGGCCCCCAGCGACACCAUCCCUCACAACACCACCCUGACAUGCCGUAUGGUGCACAGAAGUCCACAGCAGGACUACAGUACGAACGGGUAAGUUUACAACGAUAUGUCAAUGUAAUGUGUGUGUUAAUGUGUCCUGUUUUGAGGCAUGAAUCCCUAUGCAGUUUAAUUUGAUAUGUGUACUUAAUUGCUUUCAAUGGAAAUCUAUCUGAUUCAGGAUAUAU
Messenger RNA from Mizuhopecten yessoensis (Yesso scallop), 1290 nucleotides. Its product is annotated as serine/threonine-protein kinase PAK mbt-like. Bases 107 to 1240 code for a protein of 377 amino acids. NCBI's taxonomy places the organism in Eukaryota, Metazoa, Mollusca, Bivalvia, Pectinida, Pectinidae. The record is from RefSeq and is a predicted model, not a curated record. The transcript is spliced from 2 exons.